AUGAUUCUCGAUGUGAGACGUGUGUGGGUGAAGUGGCUGCUUCCAGGCAUAGAAGAGUUCCUCAUAAACACGCUCGCUUCUGAAUCGUUGACAAGUUUUGCCGAAGAGCGCAGACAGUUCUUUGUGGAACGUUUGGACAUUGCCAACUUGCCCCCAUCUGUACCACCGAGAGAAGGUCGAGUGCUGCCACAAGAACUACUGAAGGAGACGGAGGAAUCCAGCGGCAUACCAGCUGAUCAUAGCGCUCCAGAUUUUGCAGCUACCCAGCGGGAAAUAUCGCGUUCGUUUAUUGAUCACAACACGGAGAUAGAUGUUAGCUCUCUUGAAAAGGAGGUGAAAGUCUAUGACGACAUUGAUGAGCCAGACAGAACAACUUCUGAGAACAGUCAACAGAUAACCAUUGAUACCAACAACAACGAUGACAGCGAUGACAAUGAGAAUGCCCUGUACGAAGUGCCGGUGUCCAAGCAGAUCCCAGUCGAUGACAACAGCGUGUCAUGUGGGACAGAUGGAUCGAGUUUGGCAACGACGGCCAGUACAGAAGAACUUUCACACGAAAGCCUGGAUUCCACUACGACCCCUUCUUUAACCGGUGUUGCCCCUCCUCUUCCUGCAAGAAAAGAUAGGUCUCUCUCAGAGCCUCAGAGCCGAAGUUUCGCCUACGAUGAAGAAGAGAAGCCACCGGAUCUACCUUAUCGACCACCUCUGCCAAAGAGGAAUGAGAUCUAUACACUUUCGGACAAAUCUGACAGGUCGGAGACUGAGAAAUCAUUGACCUCUGAACCCGAUCUUUCCGGUGACGGGGACAGCACGAGUUACGAGUCCUUUGAUGAAGACAACGAUCCACCCAGCACGGACAUCGCCAGUAGAUAUGACGUCAAACUGCCAAAAAAGCCAAAGCAGAAAACAACAAUACGAAGAAACGGCAAGCUGCGAAAGUCAAAAUCUCCUGUGCCAUGGGAAAUUGAUGUCCCGUUUCAGAAACUGGACAGCAUCCACAUCUCAGGGGAGCUCUUCGACAAGGGCAAGUUAAAGUGGAACCGAAGAAUUGUUGCCAUUAGCAACGGUCACAUGGUUGUGUACAAGCCAGAGAAAGAUGCCAAGCCGUCGUUGGUUAUCCCUCUUGCCGGAUACGAGGCAAAUAUUUAUGAGAGGGAAGGCAAGAAAGGGUUUGAGGUGAGGAUGACUAAGACUGAAGGCGACUCUUUCAGUUUUUGUGUGCAACUGAAAGAAUGGGCUCAGAUUUGGACCGAGCACAUUAACGGUCACGCGAAAGGCCAACCGCCACCGAAGUACCAUACGCAUCUGGCAGGUUCGUUGUGCGAGUGCGCUGAUUUCUAUAUCAACCCACCAACGUUUGGAAGCAAGAAAGUGACAAGAAUGGGGUCGUUUGCUUUUCGAGCCACCCAGUUCUUGGAGAAUAUUGGCAAGAAAACCUCAGGACGAAGGAAGUCGCCGCACCCAGCAUCCUGCAGACAUUCAUGUGGGGAUACUACCGAUGCUUCCAGGAAACCUUUUCAUAUACUCGUAUCAUCUUCCAGCUCUUUGGGCAACUUGGCAAGGGGAUCGGUGUCGCCGACCUCAGACAACAGCAUGAACUCUGUGUUUGGAGAUACCAGCGCUUCCUCACAACCCACAACUCCCUGUGAUACCUCUGAGGCAGGUCACGUGUCAGUGUUCAGCAACUUCAACAAACGAUGUUGGGGCAAGCGCUGGUGCCUGGUCAAAGGAAACAUGUUUGAGUGCUACUUGAACGAACUCAGCCACCAGUGUGAGCUCACCUUCCCCCUGAAGACGUGCCUCCUCCGUCGAGCAGUCAGUGAAAUAAAUAGCGAGAAUGGUCUGAUGUUGGUUGAGGGCAACAAGGAGAGGAUAACUAUUGAGCCCCUUUCAGUGCAUGAAAUGGUACAAUGGGUUCGGGUCCUCCUUAGAGAGACUUCAACUGAAGGUGUUCCAGAAGGGUUGGAGAGAUUCUUGCAGGAAGACACAGGCGAACUGUUAGGCCCAGCUUUCCAAUCGUUUUAUUUAUAUAUACAGGAUAGGGACAAGACUGUUUGCUCACACGAAUAUGAAGACCCAGAGGAAACAAUGGCUGUAGUCGCUCAGCUCAAGGCCAGCUGUGAAACUCCACAAGGAUUGGAUGUUCAGAAUAAAGCUGACAUGAACGCUAACAUCGUUCGGGCUUCAGAUCUUGUGAAAGUCACAGACAGUUUGAUGCUGACAUGCAAGUACAACCAGACAACAGACAGUGGCUUCUACAGUGUAGUGGAUGCUGCCUCAGCCAGUGACUCAGACAGUAGUUGUGGCAACAGCGCUGUUCAUAAUAAAUCUGAAGAGGGAUAUUCCACCAUAGAUUCUUCACAGCUUCACAGUUCGUCAUCUUCUCAACCAACACUCCAGUCUUCCUCCUCAUCGUCAUCACAUAGAUUUUCUCCAUCACAGCCUUCCACGCCAUUGCUUCAUUCCAAAAAACAUUCUUCUUCUGCCAAAUCUCAACAUCAGACAAACCAGCCACCAAAUUCCGCUGACACAGAUUCAAACACAAUAAGCUGUGUAGGGCAGUCGGAAAUAACAGUCAGCACACAACCAAAUUCUAUCCCAGCUUCCAUAGUCACAAAAUCUGGCAGUUCAAGAAGGACAAGCCAGACAAUUCUCUCACCGUCAGGAGAAGAAUAUUCCAUCAUUCUCAAGCGAUCAGAAAGAACAUCAGUUUCCCAGAUCUCCUCUGUUGAUCUCAGUAAUGGCUGUCAGUCAAAAGCAGUUGAGAAGCAUUACGCUGCCAAACACCCAGCAAGUGAUAAGAACACACAUGUGGGAAAUUCCAUAGAAGCCAACAAAUUUCCCAGCGUUGACAGAUUAACACAAUCUUUAAACUGUGACUUAAUGAAACCAACUGUAAAAACAAUAGCUACAGUUAAACCAACGAAGGAGCAGCAUUCUGAAGGACAAAUAUCUACUAUUACCAAACUGCAACAUCCCUAUGAUUCUUUUGAGGACCAACCUCCACCGUUACCGAGAUCGCCAGUUCCAAGUUUUCAUCGACAGAUUCCUACAUUUUCUAAAUCCAUUCCAACCACACCACAGACAGUGGAAGUCCUGACAAUUACGCCAUGUCAGUCGGGUUCUCCAAACACAGUAGUAUGCACACCCAACAACAACAAAGGACACGUAAGCAUUCCUGACCUUCAAGAACUGAUCCGUAAACCAAACACAACUGUUGAAGAAAUUGGUUCAGCCAUCGACAGCUUCAAAACCAAGCAGGUUGAGCUCAAACGUAAAAAAAUGGCUGUCCACGACAAAAGGCAGCGGGUGCUCAGCGACGAAGAGCGGCUGGCUUGCGAAAAGGAGUUUGCUGCUUUAGAGAAACUUGGAGAAUCCACUGAGAGGACAAUCAGAACUUUACAGGUAUUAUGUUCUUUGUUUUGUUUUGUCUCCUGCCCUGCUUUCUUGUCGUGCUCUACAUGUUUGAUUCUGUUUAUCAAGUACAUGUUUGAUUCUGUUUAUCUUUCCCUUCCUUGUACCGUGUAUCCUGUCCUUCUUUGA
Candidula unifasciata is the source of this 3543-nucleotide messenger RNA. The record is from the annotation of a GenBank genome assembly. NCBI's taxonomy places the organism in Eukaryota, Metazoa, Mollusca, Gastropoda, Stylommatophora, Geomitridae.